CUCUUGGCAUUCGCUCCAGUGCGCGCGCACAACCCUCUGGCAGAGCGCGCAUCCCUGCUCCCGCCUCUUUCCCCCUCGUCUCCCUCCUCGGUCGAUCGGUCCCUCCUUCUUCCCUCCUCAAUUUGUUAUUGACCCGGCAGCCCAGCCCCCUGGCAGCGGCGGCGGCGGUGGCACUCCUUCUGCCCCUGUGUGCCAGCCCGGCUCUGUGCCAGGAGGAGGUGUCCCCUGCCCUGCUGCGCUGCCUGCUUUUCUCCAGCAGCCCCGGGAGGGUCUCCAGGGAUGGGCCACAGCGACCCGGUGCUAGAUGUUGGUGGCAGUGAGGGUGAGGACAGCAGCUGCUGCCGCAGAAACCCCUGAGCCGAAGAAGACUCUUAUUAUAGACCAGCGGGCGGCAGACGGGGCUCUGCGACUCACCUCUCAGGCAGAGCUGAAGGGGAAGCGGGGGCCACCUCGGGGCCACAGUGGGGCCUGGAGCUCACCGUCCACUGACCCAGCAGCCCCUCAGCCUGGGGUCUGGCCUCUGCCUGCCUGCGGGCCAUGGACUGAGGUUGCACACACACUCAGGGGCUGACUCUCCCUGGAGCCUGCUGUCCAUUCAGCAUGCUGGCCCCGGACAGCGGCCCUGAGCAGAGGAGCCGGCGAGCCCUGACGCGGAGGCAGGUCUCCUGGUUCACCUGCUGGAUGACCCUGUGUGCCGCCGAGGCCCUCCCCGUCUGCCCCUUCUCCUGUAAGUGUGAUAGCCUCAGCCUGGAGGUGGACUGCAGCGGCCUGGGCCUCACGGACGUGCCCCCCGACGUGCCCGCGGCCACCCGAACCCUCCUGCUCUUGAACAACAAACUGGCCACGCUGCCGAGCUGGGCUUUUGCCAACCUGUCCAGCCUGCAGCGACUGGACCUUUCCAACAACUUCCUGGACCAGCUGCCCCGCUCCAUCUUCGGGGACCUGGCCAACCUGACGGAGCUGCAGCUGCGGAACAACAGCAUCAGGACCCUGGACAGGGACCUGCUGCAGCACUCGCCCCUGCUGCGACACCUCGACCUGUCCAUCAACGGCCUGGCCCAGCUGCCCCCUGGCCUCUUCGACGGGCUGCCGGCCCUGCGCUCCCUGUCGCUCCGCUCCAACCGCCUGCAGAGCCUGGACAGAGGGACCUUCGAGCCCCUGACCAGCCUGCAGCUGCUGCAGGUGGGGGACAACCCCUGGGGGUGCGACUGCAGCCUGCGGGACUUCAAGCACUGGAUGGAGUGGUUCUCCUACAGAGGGGGGCGCCUGGACCAGCUCGCCUGCACCUUACCCAAAGAGUUGAGGGGGAAGGACAUGCGUGUGGUCCCCAUGGAGAUGUUCAACUACUGCUCCCAGCUGGAGGACCAGAAUAGCUCGGCUGGGCUAGAUAUUCCCGGGCCACCGUGCACCAAGGCCAGCCCAGAACCUGCGAAGCCCAAGCCCGGAGCGGAGCCCGACCCCGAGCCCAGCACCGCCUGUCCCCAGAAGCAGAGGUACCGGCCGGUGAGCGUGCGGCGGGCCAUCGGCACUGUCAUCAUCGCGGGCGUGGUGUGUGGCAUCGUCUGCAUCAUGAUGGUGGUGGCCGCUGCCUACGGCUGCAUCUACGCCUCCCUGAUGGCCAAGUACCACAGGGAGCUCAAGAAGCGCCAGCCCCUCAUGGGGGACCCCGAGGGCGAGCAGGAAGACCAGAAGCAGAUCUCAUCUGUGGCAUGAGCGCCUCC
This is a messenger RNA of Suncus etruscus (white-toothed pygmy shrew), 1721 nucleotides long. It is a transcript of the gene LRTM2, whose product is annotated as leucine rich repeats and transmembrane domains 2. The record is from RefSeq and is a predicted model, not a curated record. Gene Ontology annotation, molecular function: protein binding. The transcript has 5 exons. Lineage: Eukaryota; Metazoa; Chordata; Mammalia; Eulipotyphla; Soricidae. Gene Ontology annotation, cellular component: plasma membrane. Bases 601 to 1713 code for a protein of 370 amino acids.